GGUCAGCAUUACAAUAAUUUUUUUUCUAAAUUUAAAGGGAACACGGGAAUGCUGACUCGAACCGCGACUUCGAGCGUAUGGUGUGAGAAGCACACCGCCAGGCGAACACCCCGUCAUUUCUAAGUCAUUUUAUCACUUAACUACCAAAAAAAAAAAAAAAAAAAAAAAGGGGUGCAGGACAGAUAUUCCUCUGCCAAACAGCUAUGGCUGAAAUUUUCUUCCUUCGUUUGAUUACUAUUUUGUUGGCCAUGGUUCAAUGUAAUAAUUUCAUGGCGAAGGCAAAAACCAUUACCAACAUAACCACAGACCAGGCUGCUCUUCUUGCCCUUAAAAAUCAUAUCAAUGAAGAUCCUCAAAACAUCUUGGCAACCAACUGGUCCACUUCUUCUUCCUCUGUUUGCAAUUGGAUUGGUGUGACUUGCGGUUCUCGCCACCAAAGAGUGACUGUCUUGGAUCUUUCUUAUAUGAGUCUAACAGGCACCAUUCCUCCACACCUUGGAAACCUCUCGUUUCUCGUUGAAUUGCACUUGAGAAACAAUAGUUUUCAUGGGUUGCUGCCCAAGGAAUUGUCUGGUUUACGUCGGCUGAAGUUCAUCGACUUUGGAUACAAUAAUCUGAAGGGUCAGAUUCCUUCUUGGUUUGGGUUGUUACCUAAACUUGAAGCCCUGAAGUUGAAUGGAAAUCAGUUCUUUGGCUCCAUGCCCCUCUCCAUAUUCAAUAACUUGUCGGCCUCCUUACAAACGCUUGACCUCAGCGAAAACCAGCUCUCAGGAAGAAUACCAAGAGAAAUUGCGAACUUGACAAAGCUCAAGGAGUUGUUUCUUAAUGAUAACAUCUUAUCCCAAGAAAUACCAGAGGAGAUUGGCAAUUAUAAAGAAAUGGAGGUGCUGAAUAUUGAAACCAAUGAGCUAGUGGGGUCAAUUCCUUGGGUUAUCUUCAACAUGUCUUUACUAAAAACUUUGGGUUUUGGUUACAACGGUCUAUCAGGAAGCCUUCCACAUAAAAUUUGUCAAAAUCUUUCUCAUCUGCAAGGUCUAUAUUCGUCUUACAAUCAGCUCUCUGGACCCUUUCCAUCUGAAUGGUUGCAAUGCAAAGAGCUUACUACCAUAUCAUUGUCCUUCAAUUACUUUUCCGGGAGCAUACCCAUAAGCAUUGGUAACUUGCCAAAGCUGAAAGUCCUCUAUCUUAGCAACAACAACUUGAGUGGAGAUAUUCCAAAGGAGAUCGGUAACAUUAAAGAACUGGAAGAGAUGGAUAUUGGAACCAAUGCGCUUACAGGGUCGAUUCCUUUAGCCAACUUCAACAUGUCUUCUUUGAAAUAUUUGGAUUUAUUUGAUAAUAAAUUAUCAGGUAGUAUUCCAGACAAUAUAUGUGAUAAUCUACCUGCUUUAGAAGGACUAUCUUUGGCUCGGAAUCAGCUUACCGGACCAAUUCCAUCACGAUGGUUGCAAUGCAAAGAGCUUCAGAUUUUGUAUUUCUUCUCCAAUCAUUUUACUGGAAGCAUACCUGUGAGUAUUGGAAAUUUGACAAAGUUGAAGUUGCUCGAUCUUGCUGAAAACAAGUUGAAAGACUUUCCAAAGGAGAUUGGUAAUUUAAAAGAGCUUGAGGAGUUGUGGGUUGAAACCAAUGCUCUAAGAGGGCCAUUUCCUUUAUGCAUCUUCAACAUGUCUGCUUUGAGAAGUUUGGAUUUCUCUGAAAAUAAGUUAUCAGGGAGUCUUCCAGAUAAUAUAUGUCAUAAUCUUCCAAAUAUACAAGAACUACUAUUGUUUUAUAAUCAGUUUGAUGGACCCAUUCCAUCGCGAUGGUUUCAAUGUAAACAUCUCCGCACUUUGUCAUUAGCACAUAACAAUUUUACUGUGGAAGUUCCUACAAGUAUUGGAAACUUGACAAACUUGAAGAAGCUGGAUCUUGGGUUUAACAACUUGACAGGUAUGAUACCAAAGGAGAUUAGUCAUCUAUCUAAUUUGGAGAACAAUGCUUUUUGUGGUGAACCUCGAUUAGAAGUGCCGCCUUGCAAAACUGGAGCAAAAAAGUCAACUCGAAGUGCUUGGAAGUAUAUUGUUGAAUUGAGGAAGAUUUCAUACCGAGAACUUGUUCAGGCAACAGAUGGAUUCAGUGAAACAAAUUUACUUGGUACAGGAAGUUUUUGCUCUGUAUAUCUGGGAAAACUCAAUGAUGGAAUGAAUAUUGCAAUUAAGGUUUUCAAUUUAGAAUUGGAAACAGCAAUGACAAGUUUUGAUAAUGAAUGCAGAGUGUUAUACAAUCUUCGACAUAGAAAUCUUAUCAAAAUCAUCAGCAUUCAUAGCAGGAUCAAGUUCAAAGCCUUGAUACUCGAACACAUGCCCCUUGGAAGCCUUGAAAAUAUGUUGUACAAUCCAAGUAAUAGUUUGAGCAUGCUACAGAGGUUGAACAUUAUGAUAGAUGUUGCGUCAGCAUUGGACUAUCUUCAUCGCUAUUCACCACCUGUUGUUCAUUGUGAUAUAAAGCCUAGCAACGUACUUCUUGAUGAUGAUUUGGUUGGUCAUGUGGCUGAUUUUGGCAAUGCAAAAGUUCUAAGUGGAACAGAGCCAAUGAUACAAACCAUGACACUAGCCACUAUUGGAUACAUGGCCCCAGUAUGGACAAGAGGGAAUUGUUUCUACAAAAGGCGAUGUGUAUAGUUAUGGUAUUGUCCUUAUGGAAACUUUCACGAGAAAGAAGCCUACUGAUAAGAUGUUUGAUGGAGAUUUGAGCCUGAUGAGAUGGGUGAAAGAGUUACUUCCUUAUGAUGUUACUCAAGUUGUGGAUACUAAUUUGCUGAGAGAAAACUUUUCUGCUGUGAAGGAUUGUUUUUCAUCAAUAAUGGAAUUGGCCUUGAAUUGUACUGCAGAGUUACCUGAAGACAGAACACUUAUGAAAGAUGUUAUAGGUGCACUUUGCAAGAUCAAAAUGAAGUUCUUGAAGGCCAUAGAAUCCACGGCCAACACUGAUCAACCAUCAACGUCCAGACCAGCACCUUCCAUUGUUCCAAUCGAUGACAGCUCUGAUGACUCUGAUUAGGGACAACCAUUAUCUUUCUUAAAUCAACAUGCACCAAGUCCAAAACCAUCAAAAUUUUCAACAUAUUUGGUAACCAUUCGAUGUUUCUGCCAUUUUAUUCUUCAUUUACUAUGAUUUUGAGCUGUCGUUAUUUUCUUAAUUCAAUGAUACAUUUUGAGGUACUUGUAGGCUUGGCCCAGUAAUAAAGCUACUAAGAGUACACUUCUAGGUUCAGGUUCAACCCGUUUGUAAUAAAAAAAUAAAAUAAAAAUGAUACAUUUUGAGC
Ziziphus jujuba (common jujube) is the source of this 3304-nucleotide messenger RNA. RefSeq names its product receptor kinase-like protein Xa21. The record is from RefSeq and is a predicted model, not a curated record. Gene Ontology annotation, biological process: protein phosphorylation. NCBI's taxonomy places the organism in Eukaryota, Viridiplantae, Streptophyta, Magnoliopsida, Rosales, Rhamnaceae. Gene Ontology annotation, molecular function: ATP binding; protein kinase activity; receptor serine/threonine kinase binding.